Messenger RNA from Colletotrichum destructivum, 1942 nucleotides. RefSeq names its product Putative zn(2)Cys(6) fungal-type DNA-binding domain, fungal transcription factor. Gene Ontology annotation, biological process: positive regulation of transcription by RNA polymerase II. The record is from RefSeq and is a predicted model, not a curated record. Lineage: Eukaryota; Fungi; Ascomycota; Sordariomycetes; Glomerellales; Glomerellaceae. The transcript is spliced from 5 exons. Bases 130 to 1617 code for a protein of 495 amino acids. Gene Ontology annotation, cellular component: nucleus. Gene Ontology annotation, molecular function: zinc ion binding; transcription cis-regulatory region binding; DNA-binding transcription factor activity, RNA polymerase II-specific.
UGAACCCGAACUGAACCGAACCACCACCACCACCACUACCACCAACCUCAUCGUUGGAUAUUGGGGCCUAUCACGUUCUGCAUCUCAAGUCCCAACAAAACAAACCAUGCCGGUUUAUCCGUCGCUGCAAUGAGGGCUCGCAGAGGCUGCUGGACUUGCGCAGCUCGGAAGAUCCGGUGCGACGGGGGCCUGCCGACCUGCAAGAACUGCGAUAAGGCCCGGCGAGACUGCCAAGGAUAUGGAAUGCGCUUGUCGUGGCCCAGAGACAACGACGAGAGGCGCGCCAUGACGGGGAGUAACGCGCCGCUGGCGGUGGUGUCAUCAACUCGGUCGAGUCACCAGCCUGCGGACCUCUUCUUCGUCAACACGACAUGGCGGGAUAUGGAGUUGUACGGCUAUCUGUCCGGGCAGAUGCACGCCUCUCGUCUACUUCCAUCUUCCCCGAGUCUAUGGGGGCCGCCACAGCAACAAAAUGUGAGCCACAUGGAUCUAGUCCACUACUUUCAAGAAACCGCCCACCUGUCGUUGGUCACGUUCGGCCAGAGUCCUUUGCGGAUCCGAGACGCCCUCCUGAGCAUGGCUCUGGCACACAACGCAGUUCCCGGCCUCGCUCUCCUCCAGGCCUUACUUGCUUUCUCCUCCCUCCACCGCCAUGGACCCAGCGAGCAGGCAUCGCGCUUCAAGAUACAGGCACUCCGGUCUCUGUCCGCUUCGGUGGCGGACGAGCCGCUGACCCCGGCAAAGGCCGCCCACCAGGUGGCCGCGUCCAUGCUCCUCGGGGCUUUCGAGAUCCUCCAACCGUCGGAAGGGUCGGGCGAGUGGCUGUGGCACACUUGGGGGGCCAUGGACACGAUCCAGGCGACGGCCAGGCUCAUGGAUCAACCGCACGAGAGCGAUGUCGGCCACCUGCUCAACUGGGUCUACUACCAUGAGACUCUUUCUCGCUUCGCCGUGCACCACUGGCGCCACAAAUCGCUGGUCCCGGGGACGUCGCCGAGGAGUCACGGACAGCGAGAUCUCCGGUAUCCGCCCUUGGCGAGACACAGGCCUAACUUGCCCCCCGUGAACCCCACGCACGCGAUAUUGAACCUGCUCUCCGAGAUCUGCGACACCCUGGUCGACCCGCGUGAUCCCCGGAGCCGCGACCGGGAGUACCAGGACCGCCUCGAGGGUUUCCGGCGAAGGAUAGGGGACGCACCCGCCCCGUCCGCCCCGACCACCGACGCCGCCAUCGCCGUCGAGUUGUACCGGAUGGCGACGCGCAUCUACCUCGCGCGGGCUUCGCAGAGCCCGUGGGAGGCCCCGGCGGACCUCGACCCGCUCAUCGACGCGGUCUUCUCCGGGUCCGCCGUCGGGUCGUGCACCUGUGAGCACUUCUUCCCGCUGCUGAUACUCGCCUGCGAGGCGCGCCGGGAUGAGCAGCGGGCGGCCAUCGUCGGCCUGAUCGAGAGGACGCGGAGGGACGCCCGCAUCCGGAGCAUCCAGGGAGUCAAGGACACGAUCCAGGCCAUCUGGGUGCAGCAGGACCUGCACAGGGACGACGACGUGCUGGUGGACUAUCUCGGGGUCUUGAGCGCCGUCAUCAGCUCGGGUGGCACCCUGCUGUCUUUCGCCUAGGCUUUAGGUGGUGUAUGGCUCAAAAGGUCUAUGCAUGUCUAUACAGUUGUCAUCCAUUUGUUGCGAUGUUUGAGGCAUGGAGCUUUGUUCAAAGCCCCUCAACACAGGGGGUCUGCUUCGUUCAUGAGCAUUCCCUUGUCACAACAAGCAUUUGUUAAACAAAGGGCAGUAAUUAUUUGCCGACUGGAACGUAAAUGUAUUAUUGUUCUUUGUAUUGUCAACUUGACCGUCUCAACUGGCCCAGGAGCCCUCCCUCUGAAACGACGGACGGUCUACUUCGACGGUCUUCUCGACGGUAUCUCUCUCCCCGCUAGGCAAUGGUCUC